Messenger RNA from Malassezia restricta, 1581 nucleotides. Its product is annotated as homeobox domain protein. The record is from RefSeq and is a predicted model, not a curated record. The transcript has a single exon. Bases 1 to 1581 code for a protein of 526 amino acids. Gene Ontology annotation, molecular function: sequence-specific DNA binding; DNA-binding transcription factor activity. Gene Ontology annotation, cellular component: nucleus. Lineage: Eukaryota; Fungi; Basidiomycota; Malasseziomycetes; Malasseziales; Malasseziaceae. Gene Ontology annotation, biological process: positive regulation of DNA-templated transcription.
AUGCGUCCCGAGCUUGAUUUCUUAGACGAGUGCCUUCAUACAUUACGCGACUUGCGAACAGGACAUGCACCUGUUCUUCAAAGUCCUAUAAUGGAUAUGCCCGAUGCGCAUUUGAACUUGCAACAUGUCUGUGCUCAAUCGUUUGCAGCUGCUUUGCGAAAGCGCCCUAUCUCGAGUGAAGUACACGACGCACUUGUUUCAAUGUAUGAGCGCAACUUGGGGCAACUGAAGCACAUGUACACGGAGCAUUUCCGCGAUGCUCAGCAGCGCUGGGGAUCUGCACGCCAAAGAGCCCUUCCUCAGAUCCAGCGAUUGUUUGAAGUCCAAUGCCAAAUGGCCGCAUGUGACUUACAACAUGCUAUCGUUACGCUCGUUGACGAACGACUUGAAUUGUUUGCGGCUGAUGCAAGCGCACCGCAAGAAUCGCACAGGCCUCACAGUGCUCAUGCUAUUGCGAUAUUAGAACGUGCUUUUGAACAUACACCUAACAUUACGCAGGCCGAAAAAUACAAACUCGCCCAUGCAACAGGGCUGCAACCACGUCAAGUCACCAUCUGGUUCCAGAAUCGACGCAAUAGGCGAUCAAAUGCGAGGCGGACAACCACACUAGAGUCAGAUUUUAUGUCUCCCGACCCAGGGCUUCCCUCACCGCCGCCGUCACGACUUGAAGAUCCGUCAUUACCUUCUCCUAUAAGGAAGUAUCCACAUGAUCUGAAGCAGGAAAGUAAUGGCAUCAUCAAGCGCGAAGGGAAUCUCUCCACCGCCGUGCCGGAGUGGUCGGGCACCGCGUCAAUCGAACCUCCCGCAAUCGAUGGACCAGCACAGUCCAUGACCUUCUCUUCCUCGCCCCUGCAACACGGAGACGCGGCACUCUCUCCUUCGACGAUACAGAUGCACACACCGGCCCUAGUACCUUCUGUGGUAGCACCGUCGUCUCCUACCAUGCUGGCAUCAGCACAAGCUACCCCUGCGUCGACUGCCGCAUCUAUGUCGAUCAUGCCAGCAGCGCCUCCCCUGUCGUUGGACCAGCUGCUUGACAUGGACAAUGCACGGCAGUGCGUGGUGUUUAGCCCACUAGACUCGCUACCGAGACUAGAUUUUGACGACUUGCGACUUGACGUGACGACGAUGGAGAACUGGCUUGGCAUGCCAUCUGCGUCAGGUGUGUCGUCACUGCACGUGCCGCCGAUAAGCGCCGGCGCGAUACGUGCUGCUGAGGUGGCACUAGCUCACUCGCUCAAUGCGCCCGAUGAACUCAUGGGGCGGGCUGCCGACGAGGGUUGGUCCCUAUCUGAGCAGAUAACGCCUGUAUGGAACGUCCCUGCCGAGGCACACCAAAGACUUCAUCCGGACCCGGCUGUUCGCCUUGACGGUGUGAUGCUUCGACGAGACAGCUUUGCCAAGUUGGAAAGACAAGCGCCACCCCCAUCUGCGCCAUUGAUGACGACAUCUCAUUACGCAACAUCACCACUGUCCAUGGCGAAUGCUGUUACGGGAGCACGUUGGAAUCACGAUGCCAUUGCACCCAGUUUGCUUACGUGCGAUUUCUCUCGCAUCAUAUCGUCCCCCUUAGUGCCGUAG